Messenger RNA from Amoebophrya sp. A25, 4060 nucleotides. The record is from the annotation of a GenBank genome assembly. NCBI's taxonomy places the organism in Eukaryota, Dinophyceae, Syndiniales, Amoebophryaceae.
GGACGAAGAAGAACGGGUAGAGGAGCUAGAACAGGAGAAGCUGCAACUUGCUGAAGCAAAUGGGACAAAGAGUCUAGAACCCUUGCCAGAAAAGCUGCAACUUGCUGAAGCAGAUGGGACCACAAAGAGUCUAGAACUCUUGCCAGCGAAAGAUCAAGGACAGCAGCAGUUCUCUUCAUCGUCAGAAGAAUCUGGUGUGGACGAAGAAAAUGUUGACGCACGUCCAAGACGAAGAGGCUCCUCCACAGUUCUUGUGUCCCAGGUUAACGAGGGCCACUCAGGAGAGGCUGGCGUAGACACACGUACACCAACAUGUUCGAGCAAGAAAUCGACAUGCUUGUCUCGCUCCAUAGCAAAGUUCAUCGAGGCUGGCAAGUACACCUUUUACGGGUUGUAUCUGAUUGGGCGGUAUCGGUACGUCCUGUACCUGUUCCUGCUAAACUCUCUAGUUUACCCACUGCGAGCGAUUCUGGAUAUCCAACUAGCGUUGCUUCUACACCAGGCAGUGGAGAUGCCGCCAGACGAUGGAAGGUCGUUGGGCGCGCCACCGUUCGAGAGUACCUUUCUGGGAUGCACAGCGACAGACGUCAAGACAGCGUUGCAAAGUUGGAUUGGUAUCCCUGCGGCCAUGGUCUGCAUCACUGCGGUCUACUUUGGGUUCCGAAAGGACGCGAAGAAAGGUGCGGCUAAUGGUGUUGCAAGGACACUAGCACACACGCCAGUGGCUGUGCUGUUGCUGAUGUCGGUGUUGUGUAUCACGACUUUGUUUUCAGAACAGAGGGGAACGGUGUCUGUGCAGUUGGAGAUAGUGGCUGAAGAACAGAAUACUGAAAUUUCAGUGGCUUCUCCGACAUCAAGUAAGGAAGAAGGUAAUUCUAAAUGCUUAGGUGGAACAGCUGUAGCUGGAGGCAGCGCGUCCCCCUCUUCACCGGCGUCAGUUAGAACGAUAAAGAGAGCUGCUUCUCGUGAGAGUAUACUUCAUCCAAGCAAUUUUCUGGAGCAACAACAGGCGAGCAGUUGUACUCUGAGCAGUAAUAGAAGGAUAAGUUCUACUAGUGGGACACCUGGUGGAUCUGCAGCUGCAACAACACCGACCUUCGGAGGUGCAGGUGGAACUACAACUAGUACAGUGGUUGGCAAAGGCGAUGACACCCUUCUCAGAAGCGCAGUAGUCUGGAACGAUAAGAGUUUUGAGACGCAGGGCAGACGAUGGAAUUAUCCGAAUGAGGUCGUUGACGCAGAAGCAGUUUUGUUCCUCGAGAUGCCAGAAAAUGCUCAUAGACACGACAAAACUGUAGGGAAUGAGCCGCGAUGCUACCCAUUGGAAGUUCUAGUCUCAGGCAUUUCCAUUUCAUCAACAAACUUGCUCAAUGCUCCUGAGGACCGACGACAACGUGAGGCAUCAAGUCCGAGGCCUGAACGUGGUGAACAACAAGUAGGAGUUCAAUUUGAACAAACCACGAGCACGACUAUCGAGCAAGGAGAUGGCGGCACGCAGUUGCCCACUACUUCCUCUGAAGAUGAGAUUGACAUCGCGAACCUGCCGCAAAACCAAUUCGCGAGGAGUGUUACUACACCUUCCGAGAACUACGGCAGUAGUCGGCCGUUGACGCGGCAAGUGGAGCUGAUAGCGAUGCAGAGAAAUAGUCAGCAAUCCUCAAGAGGGAUAUGUAGAAACACUCAACUUCAGAUGGAUUAUACCAGUACAACAACGUCAUCUAUGACUUCUAUCGAAGAACAAGGUAACGAUAGGUUUGGAGGUGGUGUCAACAGCGGUUCUGGUGCUACUAGCAGUGUCCCUUGUGGCAAGAAAGUCGCUAUCUUCCGAUGGAGCCAUCACCUCGACGCGGUCCCUGUCCCCUUGCCGAAUCCACGAGCUGUCGGAGCGCACAAACGUCUCCUCCCGUCUGGAAGUGAGGUCAUACAGCACGCUUUGGUCAAGGAUCGAGAUGAAUGUCAUGACUUGUGUCGCGAUUACUCUAGACCACGUGGCGCCAACAGCAAGACUGCAACUCUCGUCGUUUGUAACCACUUUGCGUUUGCUUGCGCAAGAGGAACUCACCUCCUAGAUGAGGAAAGUGGAACGAGAUGUCUUGGCCUUCCCAGGGAUGGUUCUAGACCUGAGCAUCAAAAGCAUGCCUGCAUCCUCUACGCAGCUACGAAAGCUGGGGAACGCGAAGCUGCCAAUAGAAAAAGUAGAGCGAAGGCGAGUGGUACGAGGCGGACGUCUGCGACGCGGUCCACUACUAAUAGUACCGUAGUUCUCUCUAGAACAGGAGAUGGAGGUCCUCGUAGAUCCGAGGUCGUGUCAACAAGUGGCGACACUGGUGGUUCAUCAUCAUGUACUGCUCGUGCUGCGGCAUCAGCCGCCGCCUCGUCGCACUCACAGCAGAUAGUCAACACAGCGACAGCAGCAUCAGCGCAACAUUCCCAGCAAGAACAGCACUCAUUGAAUGUCUUCAAGUUAGCGAGCAAGUUCGAUUUUGAACAUGAGGCUCGGCUCUAUCAGCUACAGCCGCGAUACUCGUUCCAUGAAGUAGCUCGUUUAGCCGAGCAAGCAGGUGCUGCAGCUGUAGUCUUUGACGUUAGACGGGACGUUUUCGUAGUACCUGCUGUUGAGGACCUGGGUUCGCAUGGUGGCGAGGAGACUGGGAGGAGCAGUACGACCCAACAGCAGGCACAGGAAGCUUCAGCUGCUGCUGCAUCUCCUGCUUUGUUAAGCAGGUCAUCGAAUGCAAGUGGUGUAGGAGAGUCACCUUUUCUUCUCUCAGCAUCGCCUUCAAAUGGCGGCGGUAAUAGUAGUGGUAGUGGUCAAAACAGAAGUAGCAGUACCGGUGCUGGAGGAGGGGGUGGUAGGAUAGGUACAUCCACGACGCCACUUCAGAUAGCUAACCAAGCAAGUCCAGACGAGCCUCCGCACAUCCUUGCAGCUGUGCUGCCAAACAACAUGCUGGCGGAUUUACUGAGACAAGCAGGAUCGAGGGUAAAAAAGACGAAGAGCAGGCAAGUCCAGGCCCCAACAGGGAGUAGUCAAGAUCAAGUAGGACACGUCGUCGCUGAAACAAAUGAUCAUAGCGGAACAACGUCAAGUACAACAAAGUUCCGCUUACGUGUGAAAAAGUUAGAACGGCGCGCUCCGCUGCAUCUGUCCUAUCAGUGGUGGGGAACUACUGACAACGUUUUCGAGAACCUUCCGAAAAUGUCAUUCCUGGCUCGUUAUCUUCUCUGUUCCUUUUUCUACAUCUAUCUCAACGUCGCCAUGUGGUCCUACAACGCACCGAUGAUCAAUCUUCUCUACCUACGAACAACUCGCGAGGUGAAAGUCCAAGCCCAAAGCUGGAGUAAGAAUUUUGGGGUCGACGCCUUGAAGAUAUUUGGCACGUUGUUCAACAACUUCGUGAAUGCACCGAACUUUCUGCCCUUUGUGAACUUCUCUUUGACGCUGUGUAUUUGUCUUGCCUGGCUCUGCGGAAUCAUAAGGCCAGUGGCGAAAAUCUAUCGAGAAUUGGAGGAAACGAACGAAUUAGUUGGGGAUGAAGACGGAGGUGGAAAGGAACUCGCUGAUAAAAGCGCACCUUCUGUAGAGGUGAAAGGCACGAAGGUUCAGCCAACACCUACAUCUCAAGAUCUUGACGAAGAUGCGCAGAAAGAAGUGUAAAAAGGAUACUUCGAAACAUGAUGACUAUUUUGCUCAUACUAGGGAUAGAAGACAUCAUACUCAUUCAAGCUGGUUUGUAAAAACACAGAGAGGAAUUAAAACAUAACGAAGAUAAAUUUGAUAUCUUUGUUAUGCCAAGCCAACGGCUUUCCAUGCCAAGGAGCACUUCGUUAAUGCCUUCGACAGAUGAAAGUACUUCCACUAGGGUAGUGCUGCACUGGAUACUUCUACAAUUGACGAUUUCAUUAACCCCGCACUCAUCCCUUCACCCAGCGAAAAACCGACAUACUUUCCUAACCCUUUCCCCUCACUCAUUCACACAUGAAAAGAAGUACACGGCUCGUGCUAGACCUGAUGCGCCAUUCGGACUUGUUGCCGCAUUCCCAUUCGACUUCAAUUAAG